Lepus europaeus (European hare) is the source of this 2145-nucleotide messenger RNA. RefSeq names its product phosphatase and actin regulator 3 (gene PHACTR3). Gene Ontology annotation, biological process: actin cytoskeleton organization. Lineage: Eukaryota; Metazoa; Chordata; Mammalia; Lagomorpha; Leporidae. The transcript is spliced from 13 exons. The record is from RefSeq and is a predicted model, not a curated record. The coding region runs from base 1 to 1677 and encodes 558 amino acids. Gene Ontology annotation, molecular function: actin binding.
AUGGCCGCGUCGGAGGACCGGAGCGGCUGCCUUGUGUCGCGGGGCCGCUCGCAGAGCGACCCCAGCGUCCUCACCGAGCCCUCGGCCACCUCGGCGGACGCCGGGGAGAACCCAGAUGAGAUGGACCAGGCCCCCCCAGCGCGCUCCGAAUUUCUGCUCUCAGGGACGCGGACCCCCCCGGUGAGGAGGAGCAGCAAGCUGGCCACCCUGGGCAGGAUCUUCAAACCCUGGAAAUGGAGGAAAAAGAAAAACGAAAAGCUAAAGCAGACGACGUCGGCGCUGGAGAAGAAGACGGCGGGCAGGCAAGGCCGCGAGCAGCUCAUCAAGAAGGGGCUGCUGCAGAUGAUGGAGCAGGAUGCAGACAGCAAAGUGUGCAGCCCUGACGGAGGCCCCCAGUCCUCGCAGAGCGAGCCGUGCCCCCCGAAGCCGGAGACGCUGACCUCGGAAGACGCGCAACCAGGAAGCCCCUUGGCCGCUGGGACAGCCCAGGCCUCCCUGGAGGAGCCACUGUGCGCCGACGCCUGCCUGGACGCUGCAGCCACGAUGCCAUCUGCGUCUAGCAGUGACGAAGCAGACGCCGGCAGCCCCCUGCCCACCGCCGCUGAGUUCUCUCAAGCCUUAGCUGGGUCUGACCCCCUGGACAGUCCUCCCAGACCCCCAGAGAGAGCCAUGGGCCAACUCCCCAGCCCCCCACGGCUGCCCACUCCGCCUCCCAAGGCUGGCUCCAAGACCGCAAAACCCGGCACAGGCCAAGCUGUGCUCUUCCAAGGCCCAGGCACGAAGGGCGCUGAGCCUCCCCUCCGAGGGCAGCUCUCCACGCCCACCGGGUCUCCGCACCUCACCGCCGUCCACCGACCGCUGCCCCCAAGCCGCGUCAUUGAGGAGUUGCACAGGGCGCUGGCCACCAAGCACCGCCAGGACAGUUUUCAGGGAAGGGAAGGCCGAGGGUCCCCGAAGAAGCGCACGGACGUCCGCCUGUCCCGGACAUCCAGUGUGGAGCGAGGCAAGGAGCGGGACGAGGCCUGGAGCUCCGACGGCGCCUCGGAGAACAAGCGGGCGGCCGCCGCGGAGUCGGAGGAGAACAAGGAGAACCUGAUCCUGGACUCCGAGCUGGACGACGACUUGCUUCUGUAUCAGGACGAGGAGGUCCUGAAUGACUCCGUCAUCUCUGGAACACUGCCCAGGAAGUGCAAGAAGGAUCUCCUCGCGGUGAAGCUGAGGAACCGGCCCAGCAAGCAGGAGCUGGAGGACAGGAACAUCUUCCCCAGGAGGACUGAGGAAGAGAGGCAGGAGAUCCGGCAGCAGAUCGAAAUGAAGCUCUCCAAACGGCUGAGCCAAAGACCCGCUGUGGAGGAGCUGGAGAGGAGAAACAUCUUGAAACAAAGGAAUGACCAGACAGAGCAGGAAGAAAGAAGAGAAAUAAAGCAAAGACUGACCAGAAAGCUUAAUCAGAGGCCCACUGUUGAUGAGUUAAGAGACAGAAAAAUUCUGAUACGAUUUAGUGAUUAUGUGGAAGUAGCAAAAGCGCAGGACUACGACAGGAGGGCAGACAAACCUUGGACCAGACUGUCAGCAGCAGAUAAGGCAGCAAUUCGUAAAGAAUUAAAUGAAUACAAAAGUAAUGAAAUGGAGGUACACGCAUCAAGCAAGCAUUUGACAAGAUUCCACAGGCCAUAAAGAUUUUCUUCUGAGAAGAAUUUGUGUUUAAUUUUUGAUACCAACAUUCAUCAGGGAACUUUCCUGAAGUUUAGCUCAAGACUAUCUGCUGUGUUUGUGAGAAGAGCUGAAUCACACACACAGGUGCAAUCUUGGCCAUUUACCUGCAAAAAGGAGAAACCAGAGGACACACUUCCUUCUUUGGUGUCUGAGGAGUGUGAAGUGUUGGGGUCAGUUAAGACCCAAAGAACUCUACCAGAAGAAAACUGUGUUUGCCUUUCAACCUUGUUUUACAGUGUAAUGAAUGGGUGACGUGCAUGUGCAGGCUUACCACUCCCAGGCCUCUGACGUGAGGGACAUGUGAUGCUGUCAUUCAGUAUUAUGUUGAAAAGACAAUUUUAUUCUGAUCAUGAUUAAUUUGAAAACUCUAAGUUCAUGUUAUACAAAAUUAUUUACUGUAUACUUUUUUUUAUAUGUCUAACAAAAAUA